AUGACUCCCUUUCUCCCACCAGCAAUUGCAAUAACCAUUCUUCUUUUGCUCCAACUCGUACCUCUCCCUACUUUGGCGGUCUCGAUGCCCUCGACUGCUUAUAUUAGAGACGAGGAUGGUGAACCGUUGCUAAACGGCGGAACCUAUUACAUUAUCCCACAGAGAACCAAUGGUGGAGGUCUCACCGUUGCCCAAAAAGCACAAACCACACCAUGCCCUCUCUUUAUAGCCCAAGAGAAAGAUGGUUCAUCUAAUGGCCACGCUUUCAAAAUCACUUCUCCAAUAAGCUCAAAGUACCUUCCAUUUGGUCCAACUGAAUUCUACUUAACCAAAGUCACUACCACCUGCACGAAACCACUAGCGUGGCGAUUAAUCACGGAUAAUGCAACCGGACAUAUCUAUGUGGCUGCAGGUACUACUCAGUCGCUCGGGCCGACUGCAUUCAGUAUUACAGGACCAUUUUUUUAUGUCCAACCAUUUGAAUAUCAGAUAUUCUAUUGUGACAAUGUCUUAUGCAAACUUGCUGGACUCUAUGAGAACGGACUUUUGGGCAUGAAUCAUGAUGUUAAUCUUGCCUAUCGUUUCAGAAAAGCUUUUACCCACACUUCACAAGUUAUGUGA
Molecule: messenger RNA, 621 nt
Organism: Chenopodium quinoa (quinoa)
Lineage: Eukaryota; Viridiplantae; Streptophyta; Magnoliopsida; Caryophyllales; Amaranthaceae
Product: trypsin inhibitor 1B-like
Exons: 1
Coding region: 1-621 (206 amino acids)
Molecular function (GO): endopeptidase inhibitor activity
Source: RefSeq, a predicted model, not a curated record